Hyalella azteca is the source of this 10147-nucleotide messenger RNA. It is a transcript of the gene dnc, whose product is annotated as cAMP-specific 3',5'-cyclic phosphodiesterase 4D. Gene Ontology annotation, cellular component: perinuclear region of cytoplasm; nucleus; cytosol. Gene Ontology annotation, molecular function: 3',5'-cyclic-AMP phosphodiesterase activity. Gene Ontology annotation, biological process: signal transduction. Lineage: Eukaryota; Metazoa; Arthropoda; Malacostraca; Amphipoda; Hyalellidae. The record is from RefSeq and is a predicted model, not a curated record. The transcript is spliced from 9 exons. The coding region runs from base 198 to 4184 and encodes 1328 amino acids.
AUUGGUAUAAUCAUAAUUUAAUAUUGAUUUCAUUUACUUCUUUUGAGCUACUUAUUCUCGUACGUUUGUGUUAAAUUUUUUUACUUGUGAGUAAAACAUUUAUGCAAUCCAAGGUUUGCAUUUAUGGUUGAUAUGAGACGAUAGUGUUUUAAUUCAAAGAAAAACUGCAUUAGUAUGGUUCCGUGCGUGUACUGGUCAUGCUAUCCACGAGUACUGCCCCAGGACUGCAUUACGGUACUCUGCAGUCGUUCGUGACACUUUUGUCGCCACAUUUGGGAGCUCAAGAAAGCGAAGUGUGUAGUAAUCUUGCAACGAAACCUGUGGAAGUCACUACUGGCAUUUCAGGUUUCCAUACACAAUCAUAUCAAGUGAGAAACUUCGAUAUCAAAAUGGCUUCUGACGAGGGAAAUAAGCUUCCUGAAAUGCCUCACACAUGUCCGGAUCAUAAGCUGAAAAGAAUGAACGAAAGGAUCGAUGACUUGCACAACAUGAACAUACUGAUGCCUCCAAAGCCCAUCAAGUCUGCCAGAAAAUCUAAACUCGAAGCGCACGCACGAGAUGACAUGAGCUUAGCCAGCGGCAGCUUCGACGUUGGCAAAGUUCCUUUCAACCGAAGAUGCAGCGUCGGCGGCAGCAUUGCGAGUCUAAGCGACAGUUUCUCAGGUUCGAGCAAUGAUAAAAUGCACUUCGCGUCCCCCGAACUGAAUCCCAAACUGAUGGCGGUACUUGGGCCACAUGCCACCUCAGCUUUACUCUCGUGUAGCCCCGUAAGGCGCACCAGUGUGGAUUUUAAUGCUGGGUUUGAGGACGACUUCACUGCAAUUCUGAGGAAAAUUACAGCUCCCUCUUCGCCCCCAGCAUCUGCUCCAGGCACACCGAGUAACAAGAAAAAUUUCCUGCCAGUUAGUUCAUUAUCGAUGGACGAGUCAUCUUCAACAAAAGAUGAUGAUGAUGCCCCCGAGUGGUACAAUGUUCCUAAGAUUAUCGAAUCUAGAGUCCCGGUCUCAGAAUUGGAAGAUUCAGAUGCACCCCUGACUACGGAAAGUACCAGCAAGCGUGUACCACGUCCGACAUCGCUAUACAGAUCUAACUCAGAUAGCUGCAGACUAAGAAGUAAAAUAUAUUUACGAGAUAAGUUCAGCAAAGCAUUGAGUGUGAAGCAUGAGGAAGACGAGCAUAAUUUAUCUGACGACGAGGUGUUCUCGACCGUCGAAAUCCGCGCCGGCCAUUUGGAUGUACCUUUUCGUCACCGCACUCUGUCUCCGAUAUCUCAGUCUUCCAGCUCAGGCUCGCCCGAGUCAUUCGAAGAAUCGUCGCCUUGUGCCAAUACUUUGGAUGCGGAUAAAUGCUUAAUGCCUGAUGCUACAGAAACAUCAAAUAGACUCGAAUCACCUGACUUGACCGUCUCAUGUCCUACGGAUCGAUAUGAAAAUCGCGCUGACGAAAAACAAGUAAAGCCUCUAAACCGUGGUGCCACCGCUUCUUCUGGCGAGCAUCCAGAUGUUCCUGGAGGCAACAUAGCUACGACGGCCACAUCAGAGUUUCUGGCAAAGGGUCUAGGUUCUGCCUCUCCACUUAUCGAUGUUCGUCCGCUGAGUGUGUCGCAUUCAUCCGAAGGACCUUGUACAAUCCGUCAAGAUGCAACAAUUCCUACAGAUCCUACGACUUCACGGUCCGUCGACCCUGAAAUCCAAGAACAGCGCUCAACCGACUCCAAAAGAUCUAAAUCAUAUCAGGUAUCGGAAAAGUUGAACGGGAAAGAUACAUUCAUGGAUCCUCAGAGUUACGAAAUAAUUGGCCCUUUCUCGUUGGUAUUAGUAGUUCGUGUUCUGGGCAAUACGCUGCUUGAGCGAUGCUUUCUGUCACAAAAAUCGUCACCAUACGUCCAACUUCGACGUCGGUCAUCCAACAAGAACCUCGAAUCGGAUUCAAAUAAUGUUUUAAAAUCUAAAGAAAUUCAAAAUUUCACGCUGGAACCACAAACCUCUGCCCAAAAGUUUUCUAUCUCCUUGGUUAACUCGUCUUGUCCAGACGGACAAUUAAUUAAAGAAACUCACUCUUCGAUCUAUGCCUCAAAUUCUAGCUCUGAAAAAUGGCCUCGGAGGCCAUCGCAUAAUUCCCUUCGAACGGCGCUGCAGUAUGUGAGCCAGAGGAAUGCCCUGGGGUUGCUGCUCUUGAUCCUCUCCUUUCUACCACUUGUGAUACUUGCCGGAGUGCUUGAUAUCUCAUUGUACGUCUUCAGUCUGCUAUCCCAGUUCAAACGGAUGUUGAACAAGGAGUUGAGCCACUUCUCCGAGUCAAGUCGAUCCGGCAACCAAAUCUCCGAGUACAUCUGCACCACUUUCCUCGACCAGCAUCAAGAACUCGAUAUCCCCAGUUUGCAACAGCACGACAAAGAAGAUACUCCUGCCAUUGAAGGUCAGCAACCGCUGCCACUACAGCAACAACAGCCACAAACUCAGACACAACAAAGUGGUCAUAGGUCUUCUUCUCGUAAGAAAUUUUCUUCAUCAAGUCACGGAGCACAAUCUCUUGGUCAUCCUUCAUUGCCGGCCUCAGAGCGGUUCCCUGCCCCAAGUUCCUCAGCUCACGAUGGCUCUUCUUCAGCGGCCACGUGGCAAUCCAAAGAAUCCUGCAGCCAAAGCAGUGGCGCUCAGUCGACCAAACACUGCUCGACUUCUCAGCGCCAAACUUCCAUUAUAUCCGCCAGCGGCGAGUCAACUCCUGCAGACUCAGUGCAGUCGUCCUGUACAGUCACAGAGACUGGCGGAGAUGCUGCAUUUACAGGCGUGUCCGGCAAGGAGGUGGCCUCUGUGGCAUCUUCCAUGUCUCGGAUCAUCGGGGUGAAGUCACCGCAACAAACUGUCUCGUUCGAGAGCAUCCCGAGAUUUGGUGUCGAGACGCCAAACGAAGCCGAGUUAGCCAAGGUCCUGGAAGACAUCGACAAGUGGGGCAUUGAUAUUUUCCGAAUCGCUGAGCUAUCCGAGAUUCAGCCGCUCACCGCUAUCACCUACACUAUUUUUGUUGAACGAGAUUUGAUAAAGCAGUUCAAGAUCCCGCCUAAUACUUUACUAACGUUCCUACGCACGCUGGAAGUGCACUACCUCAGUCACGUUCCCUACCACAAUGCAUACCAUGCAGCCGACGUCACGCAAUCCACACAUGUCCUACUCAAUUCCCCUGCAUUAGAAUCCGUGUUCACGCCUCUGGAAGUACUAGCAGCAAUAUUUGCUGCCGCAAUACACGACGUCGACCACCCUGGUCUAACCAACCAAUACCUCAUCAACUCCUCCUCUGAGCUCGCACUCAUGUACAACGACGAGAGCGUUCUUGAGAACCACCAUCUCGCCGUAGCAUUCAAGCUCCUACAAAACCAAAAUUGUGACAUCUUUGUCAAUUUGAGCAAGAAGCAAAGGCAAACUUUAAGGAAGAUGGUCAUAGAUAUGGUCCUGGCUACUGACAUGAGCAAACACAUGAGCUUGUUGGCCGACUUGAAGACCAUGGUGGAAACGAAGAAAGUUGCCGGCUCGGGGGUCCUUUUACUCGACAAUUACACUGACCGAAUACAGGUGCUGCAAAACAUGGUUCAUUGCGCUGACUUGAGUAACCCGACGAAGCCUCUGGACUUGUACAAGCGGUGGGUGGCUUCUAUCAUGGAGGAGUUCUUCAAGCAGGGCGACAAGGAGCGUGAGAACGGCUUCGACAUUUCCCCCAUGUGUGACCGACAUUCUGCAACAAUAGAAAAGUCCCAGGUUGGUUUCAUAGACUACAUCGCACAUCCCCUCUGGGAGACUUGGGCUGAUCUAGUUCACCCAGAUGCACAGGAUAUCCUGGACACUUUGGAAGAGAACAGAGACUGGUACCAACAAAUGAUACCCAUCAGUCCUUCCUCGUCUUCCAAUGACCUGCAGGAAGAAGAUCAGCCGGGCACCACAUCGGAAGAUCCCGAAGAAACGGAAGACGAUGGACAACUUUGCGCCGCCGCUGAAAGAAUUCAAAUACACUUCACGCACGACGAAGAAACUGAAGGAAGUGGUGGUGAAACAAGUGGUCUAGGUGGCUCCAGUGGAUAUAGCGGAGCUGGAGUUACGAGUGGGGAGAAUCCUUUUACUUCUACUGGAGAGGAUAAAGAAUUCGAAGAGCCUCCCGAGCCGCAAACGAAGGAUGAAGACAGUGGGAUCUGACCUACCCCGGCCUUCGCGUUAACAGGGUACUGUAAUCGGGUCCGUAAAAGGCUGCUGAGGUGGUUUCACGCUAGCAGCUCUGAGUGUGCUAAUUCUAGUGCUAGAUCUACAGGUUAUUCUAUUGAACAACCGAAUAUUGUUAGUGGUAGUGUGGUGUCCAAGACUAGUAGAUGUAAGACUUUUAAAACUGAUGACCUUAGUUCGUGUGUUCUUGAGAGGGCUCAUGAUAAAAUCGUGGAUCCUGAUAGUAGUGGAGGCAGACUGUCGGACAGCCGGGCGUUAACGAUGGAUAAUAAAAGUGAUGGCAGGUUUUUAGCUUCUGACGACAAAAAGGCUUCUGAUGACUUUUGUGAAUCUUUUGACGACGGUAAUGAAAAUAUAAUGAUUUUUAAAAAUAGACACCUCGAUAACCUUGAAAACUCAGGCCUACUCUUUAAUGCCAACGGCAACAAUAAUCAGUAAUCUAAUUUUUCGUAAAAAUUAACUUCCUGACAGUGUAACUAAAUUUUUACAAUCUUGUGCGUGAUUUUUUAUCUGUGUUUAGUAUCGCUGAAACUGAAGUUCUUAGAAUGCGACUUGAGCGUAAUUUUAAUAAUUUAAAACCCGGAUACAGGGUAAAGGCUUCCUUUUGAGAGCUCUCUGUUUUUCAUUCUGUAGUUUCGCAAAGCAAAAUCUAUAUUCUGAAGUUGACCUACGUAAAACUUGUGCAUGCCGCAGAGUUUAUAUGAACUUAAAGUAUUUAAAUGAAGACAGUCAAACACCGUAUACCAGCAACAAAAUUAAUAUAAAAUUUUGCAUCAUAUGUGUUGCGUCAUUCAAUAUUCGUUGAAUUCGUUAUCGUUUCGCUGUUGUGUGGAAAAUUACGCGAACCUGAUGUAUCAGCAAAAUUUUAAAACAACCUGCGUCACGGUUAGAUUCCGAUAUGUUCGAGGUCCUCAUACUGAGUUCUUCAUGCCUGUUUUCCAAUCAAGCUACUAUUUUUUGAACGAUGUUUUUACGCAAGUUUUGCUUAUUUUUCAUUAACGAAGACUUAUCCCGCAAAUUUAGAAUUGAAAUUUAUUUAUAUUGGAAUUUCUGAUAGGUUUUUAACAUGCUUGAACUUGAAUCGUAAUUCGUCACAUUUUUUUCUGUCUGUAGACUUCAGACGCGUUUUCUUUUCUAGUAAUUCUAAUGAUUUUAGAACAGCUUUCGGCCGUGUGCUUUAUUAUUUUAUCAUUUACUCGUAAAGUAUCCAAAAAAGAAUUAAAAGCUGUAAUGAGACUCCAGUGAACAUGUAACAUCGUCCCGAGUAAUCUUAUUGUAUUUGAGACUUGCUGUUGUUAGAAGUGUUAUAAUAAAAGUCAAUGUUGCUUCGUCUGUAUCGAAGUAAAUGUAUUUGAAAUACGGUAUUACCAAGAAUACUGUAUUGCUACGACUGCUCCUCCAUGUGAUUAAUGUCUUCAACUCAGUUACCCAGUAUACUAGUUACUUAGAGAGUACCAGAGGAAUUUUCUGCUUUGUUUGUUAUUUUGGUUGCCUUGUGUGUGAUGAGCUUGCAGCGCAAUUUGUAAGCACUUUGAGCCGGCUUUCAUAACUUGCAGUUUCUUCCUUUCCUCGUGGCUUUAGCUAAUAAUUACCUGUUUUUUUCUGAAACCGUCGUAACGUUCUUAAACUUUUAUGUUUAUCACCGUGGCCACUUGAAUACUGUGUAGUUGGUGUCUAAGUCAUUUCCGGCAUGACUGUGGACUGUCGGAGAAAUGCACCAGUUAGUGCAGUUGUUGUCAACGUGCUGCCAAGAAGGGAAAUGUACUCGAGAAAACAACGUAACAAGCAAAAGUACAUGCGGAAAUUAUACUAGAGAAUUAUCGAGCCACGGCUUUUGAACUUUUUUUACCCUCGAUGAAGUUCAUCAGUGAUUUAUUGUGUAUCUGACAGUGCUUAUGAUAGCUUAUUGUUGUGUCGGUACGACGAACGUGUUGUGUAAGCUGAAUAAGAUCACGCCUUUGAUGAUCCAGGUGACGAUAGUCACGUUCACGACACGUUUGUGCUGGUGACUUAAUUUCGACGCAUUAAUUUUACGCAUUCGAUUUUUCGAAUGUUCAUGUUGUAUUUGACUCUAUUUACUGAGUUUUUGACUUUGUACUACAAAUGAACUGGAAGAAAUAGACCGUCUUCGUAUCAUGUACAUAUAUUAUGGAGAUUUGAGGAGUAAAAUGUCGAUGAAGUUUUCUUGAUAUAAUAUCGUGAUUUACAGUCUGUACUUGAUGUAGCCAAGGAUAUUUAUAUUAAACCAAAUUUAUGGUUACGUCAUCUACGUUCAUACCGUAAUGAUAAUAACAAUUGUUCUCGUUCUUUUUAUCAGUAUAGAGCGAUGAAGAAUGUGCUUGUAUAUAUUAGAUGCUGUAAAUAAGAUAUUAUGUUAAAUUAAUAGGAGAUGAAAGGAUUCAUUGUAUAAAAUGAGUAUUCUAAAAUGUGUACACGAUAUAUUAAAGCUAUCUGUUCUAUAUUACAGCGAUAUAUCCCUUAAUUAGAUGACAAAGUUAAGAAGCAGGUAGAUGUCGCAUAAGCUUAGUUGGAAGCUGCCGUUCGAUCUUAUUGCGUGGCCUGGUGAGCUUGAAUCUGCCUGUACGUGGACAUUUACGUUAAUAAACAUAAACUCUUUAGCCUUUGUGAUACGUGACUUGCAAUCUAACAGAUCUUAUGCCUCAGGAUUUAUCAUCAUUCGUAGCGAAGCUGGAAAGGAAUUAGAAUUCCGAUUUGUUUGUAAAACAAAUAUCUAUAUUCGGAAGUCUGCAAGUCCUCCCAGUUUGCUGCACCAAUGCCAUCAGUACAUCACCCUUUUGUUGAUUUAUCGAAAAUUUUUUGUUUUUACAUGUAAUUUAUUUAUUUAUACUUGAAUUGUAAGUUGGUCCCUGCAUAACAACCUUUGCGACGAUACAAACUGUGUAGUUGAAUCGCUAUAUACCUUUCGAUGUCUUUCUUCGAAAAAUCAGAAUGCCAUGGCUCGAAUGUAUUUACUAUCGUAAGCUUCUUUCCAUGCAGCUACAUGGUCGAUAUUGAUACAUCUUGUAUUGCAGUUCAAGAUUUUGAUUCUGCGCGAGACGAGUCAUUGUAAAGUUAGUACCGUCGUCGGACACUUGUAAAGCGCUAGUUGAAAUUACCUAAUACUUUUCAUCUGCAUGGAAAUAAUAUAUUUUUGAUUUAAAUAAGGCACAAGAAUUUAUACUAAAUAAUUUAAGGUAACUUCUUUGAAGAAUUGUGCGCUGGCUGCAUUUUCAUUUUGAUUAGAAUGCUGACAGUGUGAGAGGCAUUGGAAAAACUCUCUAUGAUCGACACUUCUUAUCGAGUGUGAAGAAGCUUAUACUAUAAAUUAGCUAAUAUUUAACUGUUAUUUAUUUUACAUGAAAACAGAGCAGGAUAGCUACCACCCCCUAGUAAUUCUGUCGCUUCUUAUAAGUUGUUAAAGCAUUUAAUACGAUCUUUAUUCUUAUUUAUGAAUGACCGCUCCUAUCGACGUUACUACGUUUAGUCAGACGGAACUUAUUUAAAUUUAAUGCUUGGAGGAAUGCAAGUCGCCGUAUCUUAUGUAUAUAUAUUUACGUUAAAGAUCGUUUGUGUCAAAUGCAUAAUUAAUGUUUUUUUUUUAUCCACGAAGAGUGUCUUCCUGCUUGAUUCAUUGCAUGAAUAAAUAGUGAGAUUUCACUAGUUCAUUCAUUAUCUGCAAAGUAUGUAAGUAUAUGAUUUUUUAAAUUGUCAAAUGAAAAUAUAGGUUAGCGAUUUCGCUGGGAAAUCUAAAAUUGAAAGAAUUUCGAUAAAAUAUUUACUUCACCUUAGUCAAAAAGUUUAACUAGGUUUCAAUUCUAACUUAGUGUUUUUUUAAUUGAAAAAUAGUUAUUGUAAUUUAGUUAGGAUCUCUUGCACUGGUCUUCGUAUUUAUCUCUUCAAAAUUUAUCAGUGAAUUUUGUUUUCGUCUUGCAUAAAACUUAAUGUUUCACCAAAGCUCAAUUGUACCUUUGCUGCUUUUGUUCCCUUGCACCAAACGCUGCUCUGAACAUUCAUGUUUUAUUAACUUCGUUUAUUUCUGCCCACCAGGCGUUUAAUUAUGCAGUUGACUUAUUGAACAAAAAUAUUGUUGUACGAUUUUUAUUGGUAAAAAUUGAUGUUCGUAAGAAAAAAAUGUUUAAAAAACUGUCCAGGUUUUCCGUCCUGUCUUGUCGUGCUUGAAGGUUGACUUAAAUUUUUGUUUGAAAUGAAAUUUCCUUUAUAUUGCGGUUUACGGGCAGGAAAUUGUGUAGGAAUAAUUCGAGGGAAUUUCAAAUGAAAUCCUUAUUUGUACUAACAGUAUAAUGUCAGCGUAGAGUUAUUUCUUGCUAUUGUCCUGAUUUCUACCUCAUUACUUGUCCGGUGAUUUACCACGAACAACAUUUACCCUAUAAAUUUUGUUUUUAUUCGUAUUUGAAUUAAAACACUUUGUUUUUAAAAGGUCACGGAACGAUUGGAAAAUCGUCAAAUCUUCAAGUUGUUUGAGUGUUCAUCAAGAUUGACGGAGCAUGUUUUAAUUUCGUUAAUUUAAUCUCGCUCAACUACACCAGGUUAUGGAGAAAGGAAAUUUAUUCUAACUUUUGAUUCUUGUAAUGCCUAAGCCAAAUGUUAUUAGUUACUAAUUUGUUUCCUAUAUGUGUAUUACACCAUACUGAUGACUUUCCUCAUUUUCAUUUUAACGUAUUUAAUUUUCUGCUUAUUUUGCUAAAAGAUUGAAAUUCUUCAAUUUUGUUCUCGUUUCUUCAGUUUUGUGCUCAAUGUUAUUUCAGUGAUAAAGUUUCGUAUUUCUCUUGAUUCAAGAUUCGGUCACCACAUCGUACCUGUCUUAAGUAUUUUCAAAAUGAAUUAAGUUUCUCCUCUUUGUUAUUCACGAACGUUUUUUGCCUAAUAUGUUACUUGCUGAGUGUUUAUUAUUUUUUUGCAUUUACGUGAAUCCCGGAGUUCAAAUCUUGAAUGUAUCUACGAUUUCGUCGAGAUUGAUUGUUGUGUUAUGCUUUACGUUUGAUUUGCUUACGACCGAACUACGAUUUCCUCCAUUGAUGCUUGAAUUUUAAUCCGUUGGCCAGCGAGAAAGUUUCGCAAGCUUCUAUCUUUAUUAUUUUUGUUGAAUAUCAAGUGCAAAUUAACUUGAUUCUAAAUCAAUUUGAUAUCAAUUAUGCAAAUGUUGCUGACCUUUGAAUUUAAUCAUGAUGUCAACAACUUAAAUCUCCUUGCAAUUACAAAUAAUGACUUGAAGUGAAUACUUCUUUAAAUAAUUGAAAAAGUUAAUUGCAGGUCGCGUAAGUCGACUGCGAUACAAGAAAUUAGAAAAAAAGUGAAGUGGGCCUCGAAACAUGAACGGAGUAUGCAAAGUAAAUCUCGUCUAGGAAUCUUACCUUUCGAGAGAUUUAAAGAAACUUUUAGUUUUUUCAUCCUGUAGGUGUUUAAAAAUUGACAUAAUAAAAAUAUGUAAAUACGUUUUAUUUUUGCGCAAAGAUCACUGCUGGUUCGGUGUUUUACUUUAUUAUACGCUUAUGUUAUAAAUUUAAGGUUGUUAUGUUGUGAUUUUUUUUAUUUGUUGUGUCUUCCCGUUACAUUUAUCUUGGUUCAAAUUACCUAGCGCUUCUUGCUAACACUUGUGAUUAAUUGUGAACAUAGGCCUCUGUGGAUCGUAGGCCUACAGACGUGGUGGAUGAAUGGUACAUUAAAAGGUAGCACGGUGCGCUAAGGCUUUCAAUAAAGGCCACCACAUCCCUGGCCUUCUCAAUUUUAUGUUCGCAUUAUGCUUAAAUUAUUCGUGUGUUUAUUGUAUCAGGAAUUUUCUUCAAUCUAUAGAGUUAGCAAGUGUUUGAAUUUUACGUUAAGUUUACAAAAUAGUUUAUUGAAAUUUUCACUAAUACGUACGUGUCAGUCUUCUGCGUAUGAUACAGAAAGAAAAGGAAUAAAUGAAUUCAAAUACAUAA